AUGUCAGGCAUGGAGGGCCAAGGCGACAAUUACGCGACUACGAGCGACAUCGCGAGCCUCCGCACCGACAUGGAGCAGACGCAGGCGACGCUUCGUCGACUCGAAGCCCUUCUGACAAACCAACCAGGCUUCGCCACCGCAGCUGCAGCGACCGCAUCGAAUGCAGUACCGACAACACCAGCAGCAGUGGCGACACCGACAUUUCACGGACCGAUGGCACCACUGUCGCCGAACCUCGAAGCAGCACGACCGAGGCUCCCGGAGGCGUUCGAUCCAAGCGCGAAGGGAUCCGACGUCCGGCGAUUCGUGGCCACCCUCGAAAUUUACUUCGAGGCCAUUGGCUGUUCGACCCCGACAUAUGACGCAGCAAGAAUUCGGCUCGCAGCGACACUGUUACGUGGACCGGCACUCGAGUGGAUCUACAACACUGACGUGGCCCGCGGGGAGAAAUCGUGGGCGCAGUUUCGGGCAGACCUCAUCGAACGUUUCGAACCCAUUAAUACGACCUACAUGGCGCGACAACAAAUUCAUCGGCACAAGCAGUACAGUAGUGUAGCACAGUACACGCAGCAGAUGGAGCUACUGUUCAACCGCAUCCCCGACCUGACCGAAGGCGAAAAAAUCCAGGCGUACACAGAAGGGUUAAAAUUGGAGAUUCGGCGGCAGGUGAUUGCGGCGAAUUACAACAGCUACAGGGACAUCGUGCGUGCAGCCGAACGAUACGACGCGCUGACUCGAGCGCAGCAGAAACCACUACUCCUCGAGGUGUUAUGCAAUGGGCGACGCCUCCAGGCACUGGUGGACAGCGGUGCGUCCCACUCGGUGUGCGACCGCGAAACAUUGGAGAAAAUUGGAGAGAAGGCGGAGGAGACCCGGUUUUUAGCAACCAUGGUGGACGGUACGAAGCUUCCUAUCCACGGCGAAGCAUCACUGCAGCUGCACAUAGGUGCGUUGAGAUGGAAGCCGAAGCUACCAGUCACCAACAUCAAAGGGUUAGAUUUUAUCUUGGGGCGAGAUUUUCUGAAGCGGUUCAACCCCGAGAUCGAUUGGGUCAACAGCAAGGUGUGCAUCUACAACAACGGGAAGCGGAUAGCACUGCGAAGCUGGACGGAUACAGGGGACAUUCCUGAAACGACACUGGCACGGUUCGAACAGACGGUGAACGAGAGUAACACGGGUUACCUAGCACUGGUCAUGGCAGCAGCAGAGGAGGAGAAGCCGAGUUCCGAGCUAUCCGCAGCAGUGAACGAGGUCUUGCAGCAGUACAAGGAUAUAAUGCCCGACGACCUACCUGCAGGCGUACCUCCUGCACGCACCCACGAGCACGAGAUCAUGGAGGAACCAGUCUUCUCGAAGCUGGACCUACGGUCGGGUUACUGGCAGAUCAAGAUGGCGGACAACUCGAUCCACAAGACGGCGUUCCGUACGAGAUACGGCUCCUACGAAUACUUGGUGAUGCUGUUCGGACUCUGCAACGCACCAGCGACGUUCCAGGCGGAGAUGAACCACAUCCUACGGCCCCUGCUGGACGAGUGCGUAGUAGUGUACCUGGACGACAUUCUCAUCUACUCCAAGAACAUGAAGGAGCACGUGGAGCAUCUGCGGAAGGUGUUCGAGAUCCUGCGGAAAAAUAAGUUCUACGUGAAGCUGUCAAAGAGCGACUUUGCACUGAAGAAGGUGCAGUUUCUCGGGCACAUGGUGAGUGUCGAGGGCGUACACGUGGACUCGCGGAAAAUCGAAGCUGUCCAGAAGUGGAAGAUUCCAGAGAACGUGAAGGAGUUGCAGUAG
This is a messenger RNA of Closterium sp. Yama58-4, 1788 nucleotides long. The record is from the annotation of a GenBank genome assembly. Lineage: Eukaryota; Viridiplantae; Streptophyta; Zygnematophyceae; Desmidiales; Closteriaceae.